This is a messenger RNA of Bipolaris victoriae FI3, 166 nucleotides long. RefSeq lists its product as hypothetical. The annotation marks the transcript as partial. The transcript is spliced from 2 exons. The record is from RefSeq and is a predicted model, not a curated record. Lineage: Eukaryota; Fungi; Ascomycota; Dothideomycetes; Pleosporales; Pleosporaceae.
CUAUACUUCUCUGUCCUGGUCCGCACUAAGGCAGGCGAGUAUUACGCUAGUGUUCCGUGAGAGUUUGUCUGGCGAUGCAGUGGAAAUAAAAUCUAUCCAUCCUUAUAUCCUUAUUGCUUCUAGUCCUGCCAUUACUGCUAUCAUGAUUUCCGACGUCUUGGCCUGA